AUGAGCUGUGUCCUACCUCUUCUUGUUAUACCGUUGAUAGAAAAUGCCUGGCAAGUAGCCAUCAGAGGAUCCCGACCGAUAUCAGUUACCCAAAGAGAAGGCUACAAUCUCGAUGCUUUACAAUCCGCCAACAUCAUCGCAAUAUUUGUCGAAAGCCAACUCAUGAUUGAUGACAAAAAUGGUGUAAUUUUUGAAUCAGAGAUUGUGAUCAAAUCAUCAACUACUACAUCUAUUCCACCCAACUUGGUUUCUGAUCUGAACAAUUUUGAAUCAGAGAUUGUGAUCAAAUCAUCAACUACUACAUCUAUUCCACCCAACUUGGUUUCUGAUCUGAACAACAAUAGCAUAACGACUAUUUUUAUUACAUGUGGAAUCCUCACUGUCGCUCUUCUAGUUUUUAUUGCUUACAUUUGUAAUCGAUAUAAUGAGAGUGGCAAUGGAGUUUACGUAUCUACUCCAUCAUUUUCUUUCAGAAUACAAGCCAAUCAGCAACAAACAGUUUCCUGGAUAGAAGAAGACGUUUAAUUUGCAUCUGUUUUAGUAAUUUACAUGUAAAAUUGUAAAUCAAUAACCGAAAAACAGAAAGAUCUUGAAAAUUCAGAAAUAAACUCCGUAACACUUUCAAAAUCUUUUUCAGCUGUUUGUUUAUUGUUAUCCUCAACUUUGCCAACUCUGCGAGAAGCAUCCAGCUCUGCAACCAUCACAAUGAAAAUCAUAAUUACGAAAUAUAAUAGUCUGGUCUGUGAUAUCUAAAUCUUGAAUAAAUGAAUGUUACGAUUAA
Messenger RNA from Daphnia pulex (common water flea), 781 nucleotides. RefSeq lists its product as uncharacterized. The coding region runs from base 1 to 525 and encodes 174 amino acids. NCBI's taxonomy places the organism in Eukaryota, Metazoa, Arthropoda, Branchiopoda, Diplostraca, Daphniidae. The transcript is spliced from 3 exons. The record is from RefSeq and is a predicted model, not a curated record.